Messenger RNA from Trichoderma aggressivum f. europaeum, 852 nucleotides. RefSeq lists its product as uncharacterized. Gene Ontology annotation, molecular function: copper chaperone activity; copper ion binding. The coding region runs from base 1 to 852 and encodes 283 amino acids. Gene Ontology annotation, biological process: intracellular copper ion homeostasis; mitochondrial respiratory chain complex IV assembly. NCBI's taxonomy places the organism in Eukaryota, Fungi, Ascomycota, Sordariomycetes, Hypocreales, Hypocreaceae. The transcript has 3 exons. The record is from RefSeq and is a predicted model, not a curated record. Gene Ontology annotation, cellular component: mitochondrial inner membrane.
AUGUCGCACUCGAUCGCAUCAUCAAGGGCCCUUCAGGGCGCCCUGCGGAAUCUCCCCGCGCAGCAAUGCCGGCGAUGCUUCUCGAGCGGCGCAUUCCAGCCGAAGCAGCUCCGGCCGGUCCUCCCACGAUCGCCGGUCCAGUCCCGACAGCCGAUUACACAGAAGCGGACGAAAUACAAGACGAUUGAGCAGGCCAAGAGCCGGUAUAGCACAGGGCCCUUCUCCUUGAAAGCGGCCGUCUUGUUUGUGGCUACAUGCGGUGGACUCGUGUGGUACUUUGAGCAUGAGAAGGAGCGCAUGCAGCGAAAGAGAAUAGCAGAGGCCACCAAGGGCGUCGGCCGUCCCAAGGUUGGAGGAUCCUUUGAGCUGAUGGAUCAGAAUGGCAAGACAUUUACCAGCGCGAUGAUGAAGGGCAAGCACUCAUUGGUCUAUUUCGGAUUCACUCGCUGCCCCGACAUCUGCCCCGAAGAGCUCGACAAGAUGGCCCGCAUGCUGGACAUCGUCGAUGCCAAGAUUCCCAACAAUGAACUUCUGCCCAUCUUUGUGACGUGCGAUCCCGCCCGCGACGACCCCCCAGCGCUUAAGAGCUACCUCGCCGAGUUCCACCCCAAGUUUAUUGGCUUGACGGGAACAUACGAUCAGAUCAAGGAUCUCUGCAAAAAGUAUAGGGUGUAUUUCAGCACGCCGCGAGAUGUGAAGCCCGGCCAGGAUUACUUGGUUGACCACAGCAUAUACUUUUACCUGAUGGACCCAGAGGGCGACUUUGUAGAGGCACUGGGGCGACAACACUCGCCGGAACAGGCGGCACAGGUGAUUGUUGACCACUUGAAGGACUGGAAGAACAGCCACUGA